AAUUUCCUCAUUUCAGUUCUCCGCCUCUUCUUUCCCUGCCGCUCACUCAUUCUUCUUCCUUCACUGCAGAUCGCCUCUGUUUUCAUCUCCGAUUGUACCACCACCACCACUAUGAUCUUCAGUAGCACCACUUAAUAGAUGUGUUAUAAUUGGAAUAUGGGUUUUGUAUCUCAUAUACCGUGGAAGGAUAUGGAGGGUAAAUGUUUGAUCUGUAUAUUAGUUGGUAUGAUCGAAUCGGAAAUAGGAUUUACAUGAGGCUGUAAAGUCUUGGGACAUGAUCCCAAAAAUUUCGGAUUAAAACGGGUUAUUUGGAUCCGAAAUGUCUGUUUUCCCUGAAGAAGAAUCACCCCCAAAUUGGAGAAGUAACAGAGCUGCAAUCCCCUAAUUCUUCAUCUGAUGAAGCAGAAGAAGAUACAUCCGCUCAUGUUUCUUCAAAAUACCUUGCAAAUGAUUCUCCAAAAAACCGUCAAGUAGGUCGCCCGACAUAAUUGGAUCGAAGUUUCUGAAAAGGCCUAAAAGAAGACAGUGCUGGUGAUGCUGAGGACACAGUGGAUGAAUUCUCUUAUGAAACUCUUUGAUUUCAACAGUAAUUAGAGGUUUGCAGAUAUUAACAGAAACUUAGAGGUUUCAACGGUAAGAUAGUAGAUGAAGAUCAAGAAGCUCAUGCCUACAGAUGCUGAACCCAGAAGACUUAAUGACUGGAUGGAAAAAGGUGUCUAUGAUGCAUUACAGAAGAAAUACCUCAAGACACCUCUGUUCUGCAGCUAUUGAUGGACCUAUGAUAGAAGAAUAUGCUUUUUCAUUUAGCUAUUCGAAUUCUGAUGAAGCAGAACGUUCGAAGAAAGCAACAUCAAGUGGUAGACGCGUUUUCGGCUCGGCAGCUAAAAAUCAGUCUGAGGAUACAUCAAACAGGGUGGAUAGGGAUAGAAAUAUGGCAACUGAAGAUGUUUGUGAUGCUGUAUCCGGCAGAAAUAUGUUGGUUUCACAGAAGAAUAUUCACAUUGCUCCUGGUGGUGCACUUAGUGGCACCGGUCAGGAACCUGUUCUUAAGAGUUUUAAUGAUAUCGUUGGAGAGCCUGGCCCGAAGACGACGUAUGAUGUUGCUAUUUUUGUGUCGAACUCCUUCAAGAAGAUGAAAAGUGAAAAUAAAAAAUCAAGUACGAAUAAAAAGAACUCGAAGGAAGUAGACUUUGCCUUGCCGCUUAAGGAGGAAGACGAGGAUAGUGGUAGUGAGAGUGGAGAAGAGAUGGUUGACGGAAUUCUUACUUCUGGUACCAAGCAAGCAGAUCUUAUACGCAAUGCUUUUGCUGGUGAUGAUGUGGAGGAAGAGUUUGAGAAGGAAAGAUUAGAAACUCUGAAUGAGGAAAAUCCUGAACCUGGGAAGCCAACUCUAGUUCCAGGCUGGGGUCAGUGGACUCAUAUUCAAAAGAAGAAAGGUUUACCUUCUUGGAUGGUCGAAGAGCAUGCAAUUGCACAAAAGAAAAGGGAAGAUGCGCUAAAAGAGAGAAAAGAUUCACAUCUCAAGCAUGUAAUUAUUUCUGCGAGGCUUGACAAGAAGGCUGAGAAGCUACAUACAGCGACAGUGCCGUAUCCAUUCACAUCCAAAGAACAGUAUGAAAGUCAUCUCCGAGUGCCUCUUGGACCCGAUUUCAACCCGGCCACAAAAGUUGGAGCCCUUCAUAAUAUUGUGGUCUAAGACAGUGCCUCUACGGUAUCGUCUAACAUUAUGUUUCUCAUAAUCGUUGUUUGGUUUACCAAGAAGAGAGUGCGCAGCAAAAGCGGAUUAUUUCCAUUUAGCAAUGUAACCUAGACCACUGUACAUGAAUGAAUGAAUGCAAAUGUGUUACACUGGCAGCUUAAUGUGAAUGUGAAAUACUUUCGGCAAUUUGGUUUCAGCU
This is a messenger RNA of Papaver somniferum (opium poppy), 1898 nucleotides long. Its product is annotated as U3 small nucleolar RNA-associated protein 14-like. The record is from RefSeq and is a predicted model, not a curated record. The coding region runs from base 674 to 1696 and encodes 340 amino acids. Gene Ontology annotation, biological process: rRNA processing. Gene Ontology annotation, cellular component: nucleolus; small-subunit processome. The transcript has 8 exons. Lineage: Eukaryota; Viridiplantae; Streptophyta; Magnoliopsida; Ranunculales; Papaveraceae.